Messenger RNA from Trichogramma pretiosum, 518 nucleotides. RefSeq names its product odorant receptor 46a-like. Lineage: Eukaryota; Metazoa; Arthropoda; Insecta; Hymenoptera; Trichogrammatidae. Gene Ontology annotation, molecular function: olfactory receptor activity; odorant binding. The coding region runs from base 37 to 324 and encodes 95 amino acids. The record is from RefSeq and is a predicted model, not a curated record. Gene Ontology annotation, cellular component: plasma membrane. Gene Ontology annotation, biological process: detection of chemical stimulus involved in sensory perception of smell; sensory perception of smell. The transcript has 3 exons.
GUUGAAAUUUCAUAUGAUGCAAGUAGUGCGGCUAAAAUGGCAAUGGCUUUUAGUGUAAUAUUAGUCAUGGUGCUUGUAAUCUGUUACCCAAGCCAACUGCUGAUCGAUGCUAGCAAUGACAUAUAUUUCAAAUGCUACACAAGCAAAUGGUACGAAUAUCCAGUAAGAACCAGAAGGCUAUUGAUCUUGAUGAUGACUAGAGCAGCUGAACCUUGUUGCAUGACGAUUGGGCCCACGGUGCCUCUUAAUUUCGAGACAGCUGGCACCAUCAUCAAUACGGCUAUGUCAUACGUUACAACGCUGGUAUCACUGUGCGCUCUCUAAAUCUAUCACGAUUUCUCGUAUGCUUUGUUACAUAGAUACAGAGGGGACAUGCGAAAAAUAGAUGAUUCACGAACUUUUUUAUGCAACGAUUCUUCGAUAGUUCCAGUUCCAUUAUCAGUUUUUAAUUGUCAAUAAAAAGAAACUUCAAGUUCCUUUUAUAAAUUUCAAAUAAUAUUAUCCUAAUGUUAUGCUAU